GGAAAACACCCCGAUACCUUUUACCACACCAGCCAAUCAGCUCAGUGAAGCCUUUUAUCAGGCAAGUCACGCUCCGAGCGGCCAAUGAAAUUGAAGGUUCUGCCCCCAUACCCAACUCUGAUUGGCUUACAAUCCCGGAACAGGCGUUAACCCAGAGAAGGCAGUGGCAAGAUGGCCUCCCUGGAUCGAGUGAAGGUACUGGUGUUGGGAGACUCAGGUGUUGGGAAAUCUUCAUUAGUCCAUCUUCUAUGCCAAAAUCAAGUGCUGGGAAAUCCAUCAUGGACUGUGGGCUGCUCAGUGGAUGUCAGAGUUCAUGAUUACAAAGAAGGAACCCCAGAAGAGAAGACGUACUACAUAGAAUUAUGGGAUGUUGGAGGCUCUGUGGGCAGUGCCAGCAGCGUGAAGAGCACAAGAGCAGUAUUCUACAACUCUGUAAAUGGUAUUAUUUUAGUACACGACUUAACAAAUAAGAAGUCCUCCCAAAACUUGUAUCGUUGGUCAUUGGAAGCUCUCAACAGGGAUUCGGUGCCAACUGGAGUCUUGGUGACAAAUGGGGAUUAUGAUCGAGAACAGUUUGCUGAUAACCAAAUACCGCUGUUGGUAAUAGGGACUAAACUGGACCAGAUUCAUGAAACAAAGCGCCAUGAAGUUUUAACUAGGACUGCUUUCCUGGCUGAGGAUUUCAAUGCAGAAGAGAUUAAUUUGGAUUGCACAAAUCCACGGUACUUAGCUGCAGGUUCUUCCAAUGCUGUCAAGCUCAGCAGGUUUUUUGAUAAGGUCAUAGAGAAGAGAUACUUUUUAAGAGAAGGUAAUCAGAUUCCAGGCUUUCCUGAUCGGAAAAGGUUUGGGGCAGGAACAUUAAAGAGCCUUCAUUAUGACUGAGUUACACUCGUCCUUGGAAGAGUGAGCAAGCAGUGGCAGUCUUUCACAGCUUUCCUCUUGCUGUGUCAAUUAUUACCAUUACAGCCUUUUAAUGAAGACGUCUUAAAAUGCUACCCUUCAGCCUCACCCUUUAAUGGAAAAAUGAAAGGUAGUGACAACAUGGGAGGUCCAAACUUUGUUCCUGUUCUCUGUAUUCCUCACCUUUCUGUCCCUGUUUAUAGAUUAUGUAAAAGCCUUGUGGAAAUAUGAGAUGAUGUCAAAAUGAUGCAGUAAAUGAGCAAUGACAGUGAACUCCAAAGAAAAUUUACUCUUGCCUAGAACUGGAGGGUUUUUAUGGGUCUGUAAUUUUCCCACACUCACUGCUGAAGGCUUAAGUACAGUACUUGAAAAAUGUAUCUCUAUUGUUUUACCUUCUUGAGGGGAAAGGUCCUGUUAACCAGCCCUGAGUUGUCCACCCCAAACAAUCUCUGUCAUUUUCAAAGAUGCAAAAUGGUGUUAUUUAAUUGUCUCUACCCUCAUCACACACAGAAAUGUCUAAUAAUAGCAACCCUGUCUCCCUCUUCUCUCCUUUGCAAAUGGCUCAGUGGCUGGAAGAGGCGGACUAAUAGCUAGAGUUAAAUAUAAAUACAGAUUAAUAAUACAUACAGAACAGCAAUACCAGAAAAAAAGAAUUCUGGUAAAAUGAUGUGAAAAAUUGACAGCUCCCUUACUCUUUAGGUUGCUGCUGUCUGCAGUCUCUUGCUGUUUUAUUUGGAAAUAGGUAGGGUAAAAUCUAAGACCUGCACAAGGGCACUGAGAGACAUUUAUAGCCUUCUCUCCAUUUUUUUUUUUAUUUUCAGGAAAAGUCAAUUCCUGAAAUGUCCCUUAGCUAUAGUCAGAAAACUGAGAAUAUUAUUCUUGUGUCAACAAUUUAUUUAUGGAGAGAAGUAAAAAUAAGUUCCACAGCAACACAUUUACAUGAAUUAUGAACUAGGAUUCCUGGAUUUCAUAAUCACUUCAAAGCUUUUUGGGGGUGGGGAGUGUGUGUGUGUGUGUGUGUGUGUGUGUGUGCGUGUGUGUCCAUAAUAGUUCAUCAUUACUUUUUUUAACCCAUCUUUUUGCUUGCUUAAUCUUCUCUGCCCCAGUUCUUCCUUAGCAUAUGAACUUGAUUUCUAAAAACAAUUUAUUCAGCAUUUUAUCACCCAUAUUCUCUCUCUGGCUCUGGUGCUGAUCCUUGUACUCCUGAUUUUGCUGUAUACUUUUAAAUAAUAAUAAUAAUAAAUACACAGUUUUUGUUUCUCAUUUUAAAAUUAGGUAGAAAACACCGAAUUCACUUUCUAUUCCAUUUUAAUUAGGUUCCAGAAGUACCUUGGAAAUCAAGGUAUGCUGCAAGAGGAUAUUAAAAUAAGAAUGUUAGAGAGUCCUUUUAGAAAGGCAGUCUUGGGAAUUUGGAAAAGGAUUUUUAAAUCAGCUUUCAUCAGCUAGACUAUUCUCCAGCCUUUCUUUACUUCCUCUUUGAAAGGAUCUACCCCUGGUUUCUUUUUGACAUAAAGAAGAGCUAUGCAAAUCAUGAUCUGUAUGUAGAAUUGGUCACAGUAUGUUGUGGCAUAGGCUGUAUAGUUGGGAAGUAGAAACCAAAUGUUUCACAGAGACUUAAACCAACUAAAACUCUUUGUAUUUCUCCUUUAAAAAAUAAAUCAAAACCCCUUCCUUCCCUCUGCUUUCUUUAUCUUUCUUUUAAUUAAAAAAAAAAAUUAUCCUGAACUUUUUAUUUUCUACAUCAUAAAAAAUAAAAAUAGGCCGAGCACAGUGGCUCAUGCCUGUAAUCCCAACACUUUGGGAGGCCAAAGUGAGUGGAUCACUUGAGGUCAGGAGUUCAAGACCAGCCUGGCCAACAUGGCGAAACCCCGUCUCUACUAAAAAUACAAAAAUUAGCCAGGCCUGAUGGCACACCUCUGUAAUCUCAGCUACUUGGGAAGCUGAGGCAGGAGAAUCACUUGAACCCGGGAGGUGGAGGUUGCAAUGAGUUGAGAUCAUGCCAUUGCACUCCAGCCUGGAUGACAAAGCAAGAAUCCGUCUAAAAUAAAUAAAUAACAAAAAAGUAAACCAUUGUUGAUGGUUCUGGGGUCAAGCUGGAAAAAUUAACAGUAUUCCUCAACUCCAUUUCUUUCUGCAGCCAAGCCUGAUUCCUUGAAUUAUAGUUUUCUAAGAAAAAGUAGUUUUUAAUAAUCUAAGGUAAAUUUGUUGCAGUUAUUAGCAGCAGCAUAAUAAGGCUUUUCACCCAAAUGAAUGUUAUUAGCUAGAGUUCUUUAAAAAAGAAUGUUUUUGAAGUAUACUUUUUGCUAGGACUUCUUGAGAACUACUCAUGAAAAAUGCUUAUAGAUAAUAAGUAUACAUGUCAAAAUAUAUUUUUUUUGAAGUAUAAUUGACCAGGUGCUGUGGCUCACACCUUUAAUCCCAGCACUUUAGGAGACCGAGGCGGGAGGAUCAUUUGAGCCUAGGAGUUUGAGGCUGCAGUGAUUCAUGAUUGCACCACUGCCUUCCAGCAGCCUGGAUGACAGAAUGACUAUUUCUUUACAUAUGUAUAUCUUACUCUCUUGAUGGGACAAGUUGGUAGCAAUAAAGAUUUUUUUUUUCUGUUG
Sapajus apella (tufted capuchin) is the source of this 3503-nucleotide messenger RNA. It is a transcript of the gene RABL3, whose product is annotated as RAB, member of RAS oncogene family like 3. The coding region runs from base 172 to 882 and encodes 236 amino acids. Lineage: Eukaryota; Metazoa; Chordata; Mammalia; Primates; Cebidae. Gene Ontology annotation, molecular function: GTPase activity. The record is from RefSeq and is a predicted model, not a curated record. Gene Ontology annotation, cellular component: endomembrane system. Gene Ontology annotation, biological process: intracellular protein transport. The transcript is spliced from 8 exons.